CUCCAAUUCUGAGCUGAGAUCUCUCUUUCAUGAGUCUUUGAGACUUUAUUUGUGUUGAGUGAGCUACAUCGAUAGGCCGCUAAUAUAUAUACGUAGUACUUCGUAUUUAUUUAUAAAAGCCACGCACAUAUAUAUAUAUAUAUUGAUAUAUACACUUACCUAUAUAUAAAUUAAUUAAAUCCAUCUCCGGCCAUGUCUGAAGAGCUUAGAGAUUUGUUCUACCACCACCCAUUCCAAGAUGAUCAGCGCCCCCUCGGCUUUCUUUACUCAUCCACGCCGGCGGCUUCACACAGAUCGCCGGCACAUGAUGGCUUUCUCGAUCACUCCUCAUACAUGACGACCGCGGCCACCUUCAAUGACGACGACACUUUCAAUGCCGACGAUCCCGCCGACGUCUUCUUCUCCUCGCUCCAAGAGGAUCACCAUAAGCAGCAGGCCACCACGCCCGCCUCCACCUUCCUCAUGAACGUCGUCAUGGCUGGAGACCCGACCAACACUCACACCCCCCCGCUCACCCCAAACACUUCCAUCUCUUCCUCCUCCACCGAAGCCGGCGCCGCCGAUGACCAUUCCACCAAGCUUCUGCCCAAUAACAUCUUCACAGAUAAUACUAAUAAUAAUAAUAACAAGAAUAUUCACCAUAACCAAGUUUGCAGGGGCAGUGCUUCAGAAGAUGGAGAUGAUGCUGAUGAUAAGAAAGAGAAUAGGACUAACAAGGGAAAGAAGAAGGCGGAGAAGAAGCAACGACAGCCGCGAAUCGCUUUCAUGACGAAGAGUGAAGUUGAUCAUCUGGAAGAUGGAUACAGAUGGAGAAAAUAUGGGCAGAAGGCUGUCAAGAAUAGCCCUUAUCCAAGAAGCUAUUACAGGUGCACGAGUCAAAAAUGCCCGGUGAAGAAACGAGUGGAGAGAUCGUACCAAGACCCCACCGUUGUAGUGACGACGUACGAGGGGCAGCACAACCACCACAUCCCCACCAACCUCCGGGGAAGCUUCGCCG
Messenger RNA from Cuscuta europaea, 997 nucleotides. NCBI's taxonomy places the organism in Eukaryota, Viridiplantae, Streptophyta, Magnoliopsida, Solanales, Convolvulaceae. The record is from the annotation of a GenBank genome assembly.